AAUACUUUACAAAGGGUGUCGCUUUUAAAUAAUAGUAUGGGCAGAACUAUUUGUUCACUGUUUGUCUUAUUAUGCCUAGAAGUCCUGGUUGAGAGAAUCCUGAAAUAAAUGAAGAAGAAAUGUUAGAAACGUAUUAGAUGAAAAUGAAAUUUCACUCGAUCUGAUUGACAUACAAUAAAUAAAGUGUAAUUCGAGUAGUUGACUUAUAUUUAAAGCGCGUGCACACCGGAACGUACCUUCUGACCAAUCACGAUCGAGCCGCCGAUAGAGCGGCUUGCCACAUGGCACAUGUAUAGCAGAAACAAGUGUGUAAGAAUACAGAACCUACAGAACAUAGAGCGGUUCAGCGGUGUGGUUGAGGUUACUGGCAAAAGAACGGUAUUUGAUAACUCGAUAAUAUGGCAGAAAAAGAUCAUUGUAUGUACUUUUUGGAAAAGAAGAAGCGUUACUGUCGUAUGACAUUGAAAGAGGGAAACAGAUAUUGCGGUGAACAUCAAGGAUCUUCCUUCGAACCGGAUCAUGCCAACGAAACAAUUGCGAAUAAGCGAAUAAAAUGCCCGCUUGACCCUUCACAUACGUGUUAUCAAUCGAAAUUGCCUAAACACUUGAAGAUAUGCAACGCGAAACGUUUAUCUGAUGCCCAACCAUCGUUCAUUGUAAAAGGAAUUAAUACGAAUAAAGAAUAUGAAACUCCACGGCACGUUCCACUUUCAGAAUUAAACGAACUGUUAAUAUGCACAGUAAUAGAAAAAAUAAACGCUGCCUAUGAGAAAUUACCGCAGUUUCCUGAAUCAGUGCUGAUGCACGAGAUGCUUCGAGAAAAGAUAGACCAUGAAUUGUGUGGAAGAUCUAUUAGAAAACAUAUGUUACAAACCUCUUCCUUGUUGUCACACUUAGAACACGCAAAUCUUAUAAAAGAUCGUACGUGCUUUAUCGAAUUUGGAGCAGGAAAGGGUAAAUUGACCUAUUGGCUGGGUCAGAUAAUAAAGGAUAGGAAGGACUGUUGUAUUUUAUUGAUAGACCGUUCCAGCCAUAGACACAAAAGCGACAAUAAGUUAAGAAGAGAACGAUCACCUCUGGUAAUAGAGAGAAUACGUGCCGAUAUUGCCGAUUUGAAACUGACAGAUGUAACACAAAUUCAGAAUUUUCCGAACAAAGUAGGAAUCGCUAAGCACCUAUGCGGCGCAGCUACAGAUUUAGCUUUAAACUGCUUGGUUCAAGCAACGCAAACCGAGCCAAAGUUAAAUGUUACUGGUUUGGUAAUUGCAUUAUGUUGCCAUCAUAAGUGCGAAUACGCUUCGUACGUUGGCAAAGAGUUCUUGAACCAAUGUGGAUUCGCACCAAACGAAUUCACAGUUUUAUGUAGCAUCGGGAGUUGGGCAACUUGUGGGCCAAGUUUAAAUAAACAAAUUAAAAAUCUACAUAGUAAAAACGAUUCAGAGGAUACGAGAACGAAUGUUAAGACUUUAACUCCCGAAGAACGGGAAACGAUCGGUCGUAAAGUGAAGUCAUUGCUGAAUUGGGGUCGUUUGGAAUAUUUAAAAAGCGCUGGAUUCCAAUGUAAUUUAAUCUAUUAUACAACUACCGAUAUAUCCUUAGAGAAUAUGUGUAUCAUAGCUACAAAAAUCUAAUACAAGACUGUACGAAUCAUUAUAGAGAAUACUAACUGUAAUUUAUUUUAAUAAAAUUAAUCAACAAACUUUUGUUACAGUA
Messenger RNA from Ceratina calcarata, 1713 nucleotides. RefSeq names its product tRNA:m(4)X modification enzyme TRM13 homolog. Lineage: Eukaryota; Metazoa; Arthropoda; Insecta; Hymenoptera; Apidae. The record is from RefSeq and is a predicted model, not a curated record. The coding region runs from base 399 to 1631 and encodes 410 amino acids. Gene Ontology annotation, biological process: tRNA methylation. The transcript is spliced from 5 exons.